AUGUCUCCUUGUCAAGCAAGUGUAUCCGAUUCAACCCCAGAAACAGCUGCUGCAACAUUUUCUUCUAGUGAAAAAAUGUGGAAUGAGAAUAUUUACUAUUUUGAAAAUCGUCCACUGAAAUUAGAAGAAACCGCAGAAAAUAUUGCAAAUUUCUCAAAGUCUGAUAAAGAAAUAAAAUAUUUCGAGUCUAUAUUUACAGAAGAGCUGUUGCUUCAUAUUUGCAAUCAGACGAACUUAUAUGCAAGGCAGGAAAGGUGUGUUGUGAAGGCAGGGAAGAAAACAACCAAAGUAUCUUCCAACUGGCAGGACAUUACUGUUCCUGAGCUAAAAGCUUUUUUGGGAAUGCUUAUUUUGAUGGGUGUUCAUCAGCUUCCACAACUCGGAAAUUAUUGGAGCAGUGAUCCUAUUCUUGGAGUAACUGCUAUCUCAUUGGUCAUGGCAAAGCUUCGAGACAAAAAAAUUGUUGAGAACCUGCAUUGCAAUGACAACAGCACGCGUGUCAAAAAAGAGAAGCCGGGUUAUGACAAGUUACACAAAAUUCGACCUGUCAUCAGAGUAAUAUCAAAUAAGCUUUGUAAAGUCUACGAACCAUCUUCUGUUUUAGCAGUAGACGAAUGUAUGGUGGCCUUCAAAGGACGGUCAACACUCAAACAAUAUAUGCCAAUGAAACCAGUGAAGCGUGGAUAUAAAGUGUGGUGCUUAGCUGAUGCUAGUCCUCGGUUCAUCAUAAAUUUCGACAUCUACAUUGGAAAAAGAGAUACAAAUGAUACAUCCGAAUUUACUUUGGGUGAAGAAGUUGUGCUUACUCUAACAAAGGCAAUGGAUGACAGCAAAAGGCUGGUAGCUUUUGACAAUUAUUUUACAACAGUAUGA
Messenger RNA from Schistocerca serialis cubense, 873 nucleotides. Its product is annotated as piggyBac transposable element-derived protein 4-like. The record is from RefSeq and is a predicted model, not a curated record. NCBI's taxonomy places the organism in Eukaryota, Metazoa, Arthropoda, Insecta, Orthoptera, Acrididae. The transcript has a single exon. The coding region runs from base 1 to 873 and encodes 290 amino acids.